Molecule: messenger RNA, 7453 nt
Organism: Oncorhynchus kisutch (coho salmon)
Lineage: Eukaryota; Metazoa; Chordata; Actinopteri; Salmoniformes; Salmonidae
Exons: 7
Coding region: 898-2766 (622 amino acids)
Biological process (GO): positive regulation of phosphatidylinositol 3-kinase/protein kinase B signal transduction; positive regulation of MAP kinase activity; platelet-derived growth factor receptor signaling pathway
Cellular component (GO): membrane
Molecular function (GO): growth factor activity; platelet-derived growth factor receptor binding
Source: RefSeq, a predicted model, not a curated record
CGUCCGGAGGUAACCAGAAUCCAACGGCACCGAGGCGCGAUCAACCCGAGCUUGGAUGAAACGUUAAGGGGAAGGACGCAAACGGCAGUGGUAGCCAAAGAAAAGCACUGACACUAUUUGGAAUCGGGAGAGAGCGAGGUAGCGAGAUCGCAGUCAACGGGGUCGCGUUGGAUAAGCUUAUUCUGUCAGUUGAACAGAUGUUGGGUUAUUUGAGUAGCACGCAGACUGGCCAUGUGAAUAGUAGCCUAUUGCAAAAUGAACCUGGACAGACAACAGAAAGAAGGCGUUGCAGUGGUGUUCGUGUGUUUAUACACACCGAUAAUAGAGAAGUUCUCAACAUCGAACAUCUGGAUUUAUGAAGCGAAUACACCUGUCCUGUAUAGGAGCGUGAACGCCUUUUACAUGAAAACCGUUCAGGUGAAAUGGUGAAGGAUCUCAGGAUACAUUUGGAAUCAUCUUUGGACACCCUUCAAAAGGAAACAUACGCUUUUACUCAUUUAUAUAUGCCAUUGAUUUAUAUCCAGAAUUCUGAUUCAAUUGUCUAAAACAAGACUACAUUUAACAAAUAGAAUAGGCUAUAAAUGGUAUCAUUAUUAGUAGUAGGACUGGACUUUGCAAGACAAGGAAUUUACUCAAUCGACUGUCUCGCUAGGUGACUCACUGUGAGAAAUAGACUCGCCAGCUGGAACCAAUAACCAACUCUACAAAGUGACACAUUUGGAUACUUGCCGGUGCUCUACAGUAGCCUACGUGCAUGUGUGUGUCUUUACCGAGUGGGGAUACACCGACCGGACUACGGUAACGCGAGCUGUCCACGAGCGGGCGGCCGUCCCCGCGCGCCUGCAUAAUAAAUGCCCAUCAGCCGGUCGUGCGAGGCUCUCGAGGCUGGGCGGCAAGAUGAAUUCGUGGGUCCUGCUGCUGGCGGCGCUCGCCGCGGGGUGUCUGCGGUUUGGAAGCGCUGAGGGAGAUCCUCUCCCACCAUCGUUAGUAGAGCUGGUGAGAACCAGUCCCAUCUCUUCUAUAGAGGACCUGCAACAGCUGCUGGAGCAAGAGACUGACUCCCAGGAGGUGGAGCCAGAUGAACCAUCGGCCAAUGAGAUUCAUUCAAAUGACACCCGUGGAAGAUACAGGAGAAACCUAGUAGAUGCCCAGCCAGCCCAGCAGGCGGUGUGUAAGGUCAGGACAGAGGUCAUGGAGGUCACCAGAGCCAUGCUUGACCGACGCAACGCCAACUUCCUGUUGUGGCCGCCGUGUGUGGAGGUGCAGCGCUGCUCUGGCUGCUGUAACACCCGAAUGCUACAGUGCGUCCCCACGGUUACUCAGACACGAUAUCUACAGGUAACAAGGAUCCAGUACAUCGAUAAGAGACCCCACUACGACAAGGCGGUGAUCUCAGUGGAAGACCACACCUCCUGCCGCUGCCAGACACACCCCUCGGCCACAGCUGCAGCCAGGUCCACCUCUCUCCCCCCUCCUCCCCCCCGACUCACACCCAAACCCCCCUCCCUCUCCAAGGAAGACCUCCAUCGCCAUGACAAUAUGAAGGCCAAUCAGAGGUUCCAUGUGGAUGACAGGGGGCAGCUGGAGAGACAGUGGCAGGACAAGUACAGCCUGUCACACACACAGCCACGGACACACACACAGACACACCCAAUAGCAGGGGCAGGGACGCAGGUAGGGACACACACACAGCCACACACACACACACAGACACACCCAAUAGCAGGGUCAGGGACGCAGGUAGGGACACACACACAGCCACACACACACACACAGACACACCCAAUGGCAGGGUCAGGGACGCAGGUAGGGACACACACAGACACACACACACAGAUGGGUCCCUCUCAUGAGCUCCCUAUAGGGCAUGGCAGUGGGUAUGAGGGGGGGAGAGGGGAGGAGAGAGGGUCACAAACACCUCACCGCACACACACUGACACACAGCCCAACACAGGAGAGAGGCAACACAUUGACAACACAGAGAGAACACAGGAGAUAGGAAGACAGCAACAACUACAACAGUACUACCAACAACAACAAUAUCUACAACAACAGCGACAAUAUCAACAACAACAACAACAGCAACAUCAACAACAUCAACAACAACAGUACCAACCAUACAGCCAAGAGCCAGAGCUCAGGACUCAAUACAAACACAACGCUCCCCAAUCCGACAGCAGCGGACCACCUGACACAAAACAACCGGCCAAUCACAAACCAGAACUGGUCCACAGCAACACAGAACCGACCGAUGAUAAUGACUCAAGCACAGAGGUGGCCAAUAGAGACGCUCUAAAGGAUACAGAGGUCACCAGACAGGCAGCGACAGAAGUGACCAAUCACAGAAAGGAGGACGAUAAAGAGCGACACAGCCAGACAGAGCUGUCCAAUCAGGAACAAAGACACUCAGAGUCGACCAAUCAGGGUGACUCUGUCACAGAGGAGGAGAGCAGGAAGAAACUUCUAGAACUCUUACAGAGAGAACUGGGCCAGAAACAACAGCAUCAUCCUCCUCAUCCUCAUCUUCCUCAUCAAGACCAUCAUCAUCCUCACCAUCGUCAGUCUCGAACACAAACCACCACCACACAAAGACCAGUGCCCCCCACGUUGUCCUCCAGCAGGGCCCCAGGGUGGUCCCCCAGCACCCCGUCCCCUCCCCCCAAGCCCCCGCAGGGCCCGUUCAGACCGGCACUUCCCCGCGGACGCAGGAGGAGGAAACACCGGAGCCGCAUCAGCAAGGCUGCCCUCCGAACCAUGAUCAUGUAGAGAGAGAUGGCAACUGGGUCGACUGUGUUUGCCGGGCCCACCCAGGGUCGUGUUCAUUAGGCACCAAACGGAAGAAAACGGACUGAAACAGGGACAACAUGGAAUAAACCCUCAUUUCUUGUUUUAUAAAACGUUUUGUGCCCUAAUGAAUACUGAGGGAUACUGCCUGGCAAUGGAACCUCAGGAUGGACACUGGAGACUGGCCAGCACUUCUGGACUCUACUGCUGGUUAUGGAACCUCAAGAUGGACACUGGAGACUGGGCAGCACUUCUGGACUCUACUGCUGGUUAUGGAACCUCAAGAUGGACACUGGAGACUGGGCAGCACUUCUGGACUCUACUGCUGGUUAUGGAACCUCAAGAUGGACACUGGAGACUGGGCAGUACUUCUGAUCUCUACUGCUGGCUAUGCUAACAGACAUUACUGCAGGCUGUGUCAAUCUUUGCACCCCAGAAUGUAGCAUGUAGCAUCUUUCUAUAAAAAAUCUGCUAGCUUUAUUUAAACCGCGAUAUCAAGACAAUGGACAAUCUCAGACAGAGACUCCUUAGAAAGGAGGUAGUUCUGGAUGUUUAACACUGGAAGGAGAGUGAUGUAACCUUUGAAAAAGGAGCCAAGCAAACUACAUCUCCCAUCAGCCAUAGGCUUGUAUAAUUCUAGCCCCGCCUACUUUGAACACUGGCUACUGAUUGGACAGUUAAGGAGGGUGUUCGGCGGAUAUUAUUAGAUUGCUUGCUGCAACAGCCAUUGAUUGGUUGAUUUAGAUGCCAUGGAACACGCCCCUCUCUACAGCUUGACUAUGAUUGGUUGCUAAGAAUAGAACUGAAAUCUUAUUGGCCCAAAAUGGUGCUUGAGGCCAUCUAUUUCUAAGAGACAAUGCAAAGCUUGGAUGUGGAUAUUUCACUGGAAUGUACUGGGUUGACAACGGAAACUGUUCUCAGAUAAACAAUGUUAUCCUACUGGUGUAACUGGGAUAACUGUCCUGGGAAUAUGACUGGUGUAACUGGGAUAACUGUCCUGGGAAUAUGACUGGUGUCACUGGGGAUAACUGUCCUGGGAAUAUGACUGGUGUAACUGGGAUAACUGUCCUGGGAAUAUGACUGGUGUAACUGGGGAUAACUGUCCUGGGAAUAUGACUGGUGUCACUGGGGAUAACUGUCCUGGGAAUAUGACUGGUGUAACUGGGGAUAACUAUCCUGGGAAUAUGACUGGUGUCACUGGGGAUAACUGUCUUGGGAAUAUGACUGGUGUAACUGGGAUAACUGUCCUGGGAAUAUGACUGGUGUAACUGGGGAUAACUGUCCUGGGAAUAUGACUGGUGGAACUCAGAUAACUGUCCUGGGAAUAUGACUGGUGUAACUGGGGAUAACUGUCCUGGGAAUAUGACUGGUGGAACUGGGAUAACUGUCCUGGGAAUAUGACUGGUGUAACUGGGGAUAACUGUCCUGGGAAUAUGACUGGUGGAACUGGGAUAACUGUCCUGGGAAUAUGACUGGUGGAACUGGGGAUAACUGUCCUGGGAAUAUGACUGGUGUAACUGGGAUAACUGUCCUGGGAAUAUGACUGGUGUAACUGGGAUAACUGUCCUGGGAAUAUGACUGGUGUAACUGGGAUAACUGUCCUGGGAAUAUGACUGGUGUAACUGGGGAUAACUGUCCUGGGAAUAUGACUGGUGUAACUGGGAUAACUGUCCUGGGAAUAUGACUGGUGUAACUGGGAUAACUGUCCUGGGAAUAUGACUGGUGUCACUGGGGAUAACUGUCCAGGGAAUAUGACUGGUGUAACUGGGGAUAACUGUCCUGGGAAUAUGACUGGUGUAACUGGGGAUAACUGUCCUGGGAAUAUGACUGGUGUAACUGGGGAUAACUGUCCUGGGAAUAUGACUGGUGGAACUGGGGAUAACUGUCCUGGGAAUAUGACUGGUGGAACUGGGAUAACUGUCCUGGGAAUAUGACUGGUGUAACUGGGGAUAACUGUCCUGGGAAUAUGACUGGUGGAACUGGGAUAACUGUCCUGGGAAUAUGACUGGUGUAACUGGGGAUAACUGUCCUGGGAAUAUGACUGGUGGAACUGGGAUAACUGUCCUGGGAAUAUGACUGGUGUAACUGGGGAUAACUGUCCUGGGAAUAUGACUGGUGUAACUGGGAUAACUGUCCUGGGAAUAUGACUGGUGUAACUGGGAUAACUGUCCUGGGAAUAUGACUGGUGUAACUGGGAUAACUGUCCUGGGAAUAUGACUGGUGUAACUGGGAUAACUGUCCAGGGAAUAUGACUGGUGUAACUGGGGAUAACUGUCCUGGGAAUAUGACUGGUGUAACUGGGGAUAACUGUCCUGGGAAUAUGACUGUGUAACUGGGAUAACUGUCCUGGGAAUAUGACUGGUGUAACUGGGAUAACUGUCCUGGGAAUAUGACUGGUGUAACUGGGGAUAACAUGAGUAAAGGGGGAUAGAACAUAUGGAUAGUGAAGCACUGAAAGGAGAAGCUCGGUGUAGGGGGAAUGCGCCCUUAGACACGGAUCUUGGGUCAGUUUAGCAUUUUCCUUGCUAAUGGUUAAUGUUAGAUUUGGUGGAGGGGAAGCUGAUCUUAGAUCUGGAGCGAGAAGCUCAGGACAUCACACACACACACACACAGAGACAUGUCAUUUCUACUACUACAGUAUCUUUCGAUGUUCUGUCUACAUCUGGAUCUAACCAAUCCAAACACUGGAGUAGUUACACACUGGAGCGCAGAUAGAACUAGAAAACAUAGAGGGAGAAGUAGAGGGAGCGUAUAGAGAGCAUUUAAAUAGAACCGUUCUAGUUGUCCUAUAUCUAUUACAGAGAAAAGCAGGUAUAGAACUGGAAAACCUAGAUUGAAGGACAGCAUUUUUGCACUGGGAGAGCAGAGAAAGGAACAUAUGCCAAAAGUCGCCAUAGUCACCAUAGCAGGAGGCCAUAGACUACUCAGAUGACAGACACUCAACACUCAACAUCCAACACCGACUCUAUACCUUAGAUGUUUCAACCUUUUCAACAUAGCCUGGAAUGUGUGGCGGAAAUAUUUCAAGGGAAUUGUUGCUCAGUAGGUCUUCAACGUCGCCUGGGGAGUUGUGUGUUUCAGCUGUAGGGAAGUCUGUUGUCUUUGUCUUGCCAAACACGGAAGCAACAAUGUAGCGUUGUUGACUGACUCAACAGUCAAACACCCAGGUUACAAUAAGGAACUGGAGAUUUUACUGUAUAUCAGGAGAAUUGAACUCUGACCCUAUGAGGUCCAGAGCCUGCUGCUUUUCUGUUCUCCCUGGUAAUGAAUUGCAGCCACCUUAGGUAUAAGUCAGUCCCUGGUUAGUGGGGAACAAUGAGAAAAAGCAGGGGGACUGGCUUUGAGGGUCCGGAUUUGAAUUUGAGGGCUGUAGGUCAUUCAUUGUGCCAUAGUGGUUAUGUCUCUCUCUUCCCCAUCCUGAGACUAGAGCAGGGCUGUCAGCAUCAGUUCCCUGGAAGGCUGUAGGUCAUUCAUUGUGCCAUAGUGGUUAUGUCUCUCUCUUCCCCAUCCUGAGACUAGAGCAGGGCUGUCAGCAUCAGUUCCAUGGAAGGCUGUAGGUCAUUCAUUAUGCCAUAGUGGUUAUGUCUCUCUCUUCCCCAUCCUGAGACUAGAGCAGGGCUGUCAGCAUCAGUUCAAUGGAAGGCUGUAGGUCAUUCAUUAUGCCAUAGUGGUUAUGUCUCUCUCUUCCCCAUCCUGAGACUAGAGCAGGGCUGUCAGCAUCAGUUCAAUGGAAGGCUGUAGGUCAUUCAUUAUGCCAUAGUGGUUACUUCUCUCUCUUCCCCAUCCUGAGACUAGAGCAGGGCUGUCAGCAUCAGUUCCGUGGAAGGCUGUAGGUCAUUCAUUAUGCCAUAGUGGUUAUGUCUCUCUCUUCCCCAUCCUGAGACUAGAGCAGGGCUGUCAGCAUCAGUUCAAUGGAAGGCUGUAGGUCAUUCAUUAUGCCAUAGUGGUUAUGUCUCUCUCUUCCCCAUCCUGAGACUAGAGCAGGGCUGUCAGCAUCAGUUCAAUGGAAGGCUGUAGGUCAUUCAUUAUGCCAUAGUGGUUAUGUCCCUCUCUCUUCCCCAUCCUGAGACUAGAGCAGGGCUGUCAGCAUCAGUUCAAUGGAAGGCUGUAGGUCUUCUGGUUUUUCUCAUGUUUCCUUUCAUUUGUGUCCAUUUAAGAUCUAGACAACCAGCUAAAGGGAAUUUCCUUACUGGUGACCUUAAUUAAUCAUUCAAGUAGAAGGGAGAACUGAAAACACGCAGCCACUCGGCCCUCCAGGAAUUGAGUUUGUCACCCCUGGACUACCCCAGGUAUCAGGCUAGAAAUAAGACUAGCUUAGGCAGUAUGUCUCAAUCCUGGUCCUAGCACUCUAGAACCAGGAUGGAGAACCACUGAGCUAAGGGAGUGGGGACAGCCAUCACCGAGGGAGGAAUAGAAUCUGGAAUGGGAUGCUUUGAAAAACAAUGUCAACCUUUUUGGAAUGGCUCUGAGAGAUAAAUGUUAUCCAACUGUAUGUACUGUACAUGAUUUAAACAUGGUGUUUUUUUUAUUUCUUAACUUAUUUCAGAUGGAGGAUGUGUCAUUCUCUGGUUCCUAAGUGUAAUUAUUGUUGCUGAUGAUAAUUAUUGUUGUUGUAUAUUGUUAUUGUUAAUGAAUGCUAUUUUUAAUAUAAACAUAAAGGCCAGAAUUA